UCUGACACUUUUGACAGAUUCACGAGAUGAAGUGCAGUCGUGAAGAGUGAACUAAAUUUUCAAUUCUUUCAACCGCAAGCAUACUGGACGUGUUUUGGAGAUCGACUUCAACAAAUUUAAGCUUCGUUUAGGGAUUGGAGGUAAUCUCAAGAUGUCCAGUAUGUUGAACCUCUUCGUACGUAGUUUGUCUCGUACGUCUGGCAGGAGUUUAGGUAAAUCUUUUAACAAGGGCAUUAGAGAGGCAAAUGUUGCGCCUGUCAGGCACAAAAGUUCUAGUCAGGGAGAGAAAAUAGUUCGUAAAUAUAGUAUUAAACUAAGUCAGCCUAUUGCUUCGAGAAAUCAUCAAAUUCUCACCCCAAAUAGAUACUUUCAUAAAUCUAGCUCUUGUUGGGAUAUACAAGUCAUCAAAGUUCCACCUUUUGCGGAAUCUGUCACUGAAGGAGAUGCAAGAAUUGAAAAGAAAGUCGGCGACUACGUAGUGGCGGACGAAGUGGUUAUGGAAAUCGAAACCGACAAGACAUCUAUGCCGGUCCACGCUCCCACCGAUGGCAUCAUCGAAGAAUUCCUGGUGAACGAUGGCGACACCGUCAAAGCCGGUCAAAAUCUAUUCAAAUUGAAAGCCGGCGUUGGACCAUCGAAAUCGGCGCCGGCUCCCAAAGCCGAGGCCCCUGCAGCCAAAGCCGCUCCACCGCCGUCACCGCCACCCGCAGCAGCGCCACCUCCAGGUGAGAACGAGAAACAAUACAUGAUGCAAUUCCGCAAACAGCACCAAGAAGCCUUCCAGAAGAAGCACAACCUGAAGCUGGGCUUCAUGUCGGCCUUCCUCAAGGCUUCUGCUUACGCCCUCCAGGACCAACCCGUCGUGAACGCAGUCAUCGACGGCCAAGAGAUCAUCUACAGGGACUACGUUGACAUCUCGGUGGCCGUCGCGACGCCCAAGGGNACAUACAAGAGUUAUCAUAAUGUACAUACCAUUAAACAGGUGGUGAUAAGACCGAUGAUGUACGUGGCGCUGACUUACGACCACAGGCUGAUCGACGGUCGCGAGGCAGUUCUUUUCCUGAGGAAAAUCAAGCAGGGGGUCGAAGAUCCCAGUUCGAUCCUGGCCGGUCUGUGAGCACCAGGCAGAUUUUAAUAAUUUUCGUCAGUAUGUCACAUUACAAUUUUAUCCUUCACAAGUUUAUUUCGCAAGAGGGCAAUUUUAAAUUCGGCGCCGGACAGAAGAAUAUUGUAUCAACGACUCGUGAUGUUUUUUGAUGAAUUUGAGUUUUGAUAUCUACCAGACAGCCUUUCGGGGCGGUUACUCUUGAUUACAGAGACUGUUUUCUGGCAUAUUCCCGCUAUUGAAGCUGAUCGAAUUUCGUCUCCACACUUCGAUUUCGUUUGCAAUAUUCUCAACUAUAUUAUUAUUCCCAAUUGUUUCUCGGUCAAAGAAAAAUUCGAACACGACCAGGAACUGUAAAGCUUCAACUGUAAACUAGGGUGGAUUUCGUGAAAAUUUACAUGGGGUGUCCAAAACGUGGGUCGCAUCUGUGCCUGGUUGAUAUUAUUUAGGUGUGCUGUAUACCGAAGGUGGAAAUUCUUAUAUUAUUUAUUGUUGACUAUUCAAUUUGUAAUUAUACUUUUUUCCUUAGAA
Messenger RNA from Leptinotarsa decemlineata (Colorado potato beetle), 1636 nucleotides. Its product is annotated as dihydrolipoyllysine-residue succinyltransferase component of 2-oxoglutarate dehydrogenase complex, mitochondrial. NCBI's taxonomy places the organism in Eukaryota, Metazoa, Arthropoda, Insecta, Coleoptera, Chrysomelidae. The record is from RefSeq and is a predicted model, not a curated record. Gene Ontology annotation, biological process: tricarboxylic acid cycle. Gene Ontology annotation, molecular function: dihydrolipoyllysine-residue succinyltransferase activity. Gene Ontology annotation, cellular component: mitochondrion; oxoglutarate dehydrogenase complex.